This is a messenger RNA of Pundamilia nyererei, 1081 nucleotides long. RefSeq lists its product as uncharacterized. The record is from RefSeq and is a predicted model, not a curated record. Lineage: Eukaryota; Metazoa; Chordata; Actinopteri; Cichliformes; Cichlidae. The transcript has 7 exons. Bases 135 to 1076 code for a protein of 313 amino acids.
CACCACAGGUUGAGAUUACACCUGAGGUCAGCGAGGAUGGGAGCAUAUUCAGGUUGCGCUGCCAGCAGCACGGUGUGUUCAGGUGCAGUCUGACAGGCCUGGUGUUGGAGGGAUUUGGUGACGUGGUGUAUGAGAUGGUUCCCUGGGAUGUGGACUUCCUGUCCUCUAAAGGGCUGCAGGUGGCAGGAGCUCUGUUCAGGUUCCACCUGCUGACUGGGAGCUUCCAGCGACUCCACCUGCCGCAUUGCCAGCUGCUCUCAGAUGGUGGUCAGCACUUCCUAUCUGUAGCUCAUGUCACUGGGGACUGUGUGGACUUUAUCACUCCAGGUCAGGUGACCGAUAGUCAUGUGACAGUUGAUAUCUCGGGCUUCUCGUGCUUUGGUCUGGUGACCCCAGCGCCCAGUGACCAGAUUGCUGGCCUGGUGUUGAUCUUCUCUCAACCCACUAAUUCCACACUGUUUGUCCUGCUGCUGCCCAGGAAUGUCUGCCUCACUCAGGUGAGAAAAGAGUGGAAGCGGCGGAUUGGGGCUGAGUACGUCGAAGCUAUUCCUGACUGCGAACUGAUCCCAAAUCACACAUACAAACUGAUUGGAGAGCCCGUCACAGUCAUCCAGCCAGAGAUAUCAAAGUUCGUGAACUUCAGAGACUACAACAACUUCCUGCCGUCAUUCCAGGUGCAGCUGAAGGCUGGAGCCACACAAGUGAGGCUGCAGCUCAGGAGUCAUGUGGCUGGAUCCCAUCUGAUCGGCUGGCUGUUUGGCAACAAAGAGUGUGAGGUCUGGGCCCGAGACAUUCAGCUAAAAGUGAAGGUGCUGGACUUGCAGGACGAAGAUGCGACCCUGCAGCUGCUGCAGAUGCUCAACCGUCUCGGUUCAGAGGAUCUUAAAACCUUCCAGCGCUUCCUGAGUCUCCGGACUGAUCCGAUCUCCGUCAGCCGACUGGAGGCCGCAGACAGAACCAGAACUGUUGACCUCAUGGUCCAGAAGUACCACGCCGAGGGGGCCAAGGAGGUAACUGAGGAGAUACUGAGGAAGAUGAGCUACAACCAGCUGGCAGCUGCUCUCAACAAGAGUUGAUCAAU